GGGAGAAGUUGCGCAGGGUAGCAAUGCUUCCAGGUACAGCAGGUGUGAAGCCCAUGUUCGAAGCACUCCCCAACCUGCCUGCUUCUCUGGGCAUAGAUAUGGGAUAGUAAAGUGUGAGAUUAUUGUUAGGUCAAGAACAAAUUCAGGGUUGCGAAGUCCUUUUUCAUCAUUCAAAAGUGAGGCAGCAGCUACUGUGAGUCUGAAGUCCUUCAGCUUGAAUGACCUCAAGACUGCCACCAAAAAUUUCAGCUCCAAUUCAUAUCUAGGCGAGGGAGGCUUUGGUUGCGUCUUCAAAGGGUGGAUCGAUGAGCAUACCUAUGCCCCUACUAGACUAGGAAUUGGCAUGGUCGUUGCCAUCAAGAAACUCAAACGAGAAAGCUUUCAAGGACACAAGGAAUGGCUUGCAGAAGUGACCUAUUUGAGCCAGCUUCGCCAUGACAAUCUAGUAAAGUUAAUAGGCUACUGUUCAGAGUCUGAUAACAAGCUUCUUGUCUAUGAGUAUAUGCAGAAAGGCAGCUUGGAGAACCAUUUAUUCAAAAGAGGGGUACAGCCUAUUCCUUGGUCAACAAGAGUGAGCAUUGCCAUCAACAUUGCUCAAGGAUUGUUGUUCUUACAUAGCUUAAAAACCCAAGUCAUAUUCCGUGAUCUAAAGGCUUCAAAUGUUCUCCUUGACUCGGAUUUUAAUGCUAAACUGUCAGAUUUUGGCUUAGCUAGGAAUGGCCCUACCGGAGAUAAGAGUCAUGUUUCAACUAGGGUAGUUGGAACUCACGGCUAUGCUGCUCCAGAGUACAUUGCUACUGGUCACUUGAGUGUGAAGAGUGACAUAUACAGCCUGGGAGUCGUGUUGUUAGAACUGUUAUCAGGAAGGCGAGCAGUGGAUGAAGAUAGGGGAUCCACAGAAGAGGCUCUGGUAGACUGGGCAAAGCCAUUUCUGAACGACAAAAGGAAGCUGUUGAGGAUCAUGGACACAAGACUGGAGGGUCGAUACUCGAAAAAGGAAGCCCAGACAAUUGCUGCUCUUGCCUUGCAGUGCCUCCAUGUAGAUCCCAAGAACAGGCCUAACAUGACAGACAUCCUUCCAGUCUUAGAACACCUCCGAGCACCUAAAGACAUGACUGCACUUCGCAUACAUUCAAAGGCUUAGUGCAGCGCUUCAUGUUGCAUGCUAUGCUAGGAGAAACCUGAGGCAAUCCAAGGAUGAACAGAUAAACAAUCUGGGUGCUCUCAUAAUGUGGUGGUGGUCAGAGUCUUCUGAAGCAUCACAGAGUCAUACAGAGGAUAGUGAGACCUGAGCAAGUAAUUCAAGGUGCCUUGUUUUACUGAGUAUGUCUUAGAACUCAGGAGCCAUGAUCUGAGAUAAGAAUUGCUUGUAUUUGAUAGUAUAUGGGCAUGGAGACAAGCAACAGGACAUCUUCAUUGUUUCAAGGGCACACCUGCUGAGAUAAUGACAGACAUGAAGUACAUAUCGGUCUA
Molecule: messenger RNA, 1473 nt
Organism: Musa acuminata AAA Group (dessert banana)
Lineage: Eukaryota; Viridiplantae; Streptophyta; Magnoliopsida; Zingiberales; Musaceae
Product: probable serine/threonine-protein kinase PBL3
Exons: 6
Coding region: 344-1144 (266 amino acids)
Biological process (GO): protein phosphorylation
Molecular function (GO): protein kinase activity; ATP binding
Source: RefSeq, a predicted model, not a curated record